CUUAAUAAGAUUGGUUAAGAAAUAACACUGUUCCCACCCGCCUUUUCGGUCUCCUCCUUCCCAUGUGACUCUUUCUUCAAAUCAAUCCCCAUCCAUUAAAUAUACUUCUUCAUAAUACUGUAACCAUUUAUUAAAUCUGAAAUCUCUAAGAGUUACUUCUUCUGUCUCUUUUGACACUGCCACUGCUGGUUUGGGUUGUGGUUUUUUUUAUCCCGGGAAUGUUUCUAAGGUUUGGGGUUUUCUGGGUUUUUUGUGUUGGGAUGAUGAGUAUGAGUUUCCAUUGAAGUUCUGCUUAAAGCCCGGAAAUGGAGAGGGUUUUGUUUGGACACUUAGUUUUAUUGCUUCUCGUUUGCUUCGGCUGCUUGUUCUCUGUUCCAGUUUCGGGUCGACAUGGACCAAUCUCGGAUCAUGCCAAGUUCAUUUUUGGAGGGGUGAAUUUAGGUCCAUGGAAGAAUGGAAUAUCUGAGUUGGCACAAGCACCAGCUCCCACGGAUGAUGAGCCUCCAAAUACGCUGGUUUUGGCAGCCAAAAGGACAAAUCGGCCGGACAUUCUUCGCCAUUUCAAGCAUUAUCUCGGUGGGUGGGAUAUUACCAACCGUCAUUACUGGGCUUCUGUUGGAUUUACAGGUGCUGUUGGAUUCAUUUUCGCUGUUUUAUGGUUUGUUUCUUUCGGCUUGGUUCUUGCGGUAUAUCAUUGUUGUGGAUGGAGAGUAAACAUCGAAGGAAAAAGAUCAGAUCGUUCCCAAAGGAUUUGUCUUAUAAUGCUGAUAUUGUUCACAAGUGUUGUAGCGACGGGAUGUGUUCUUCUUUCUGUUGGGCAAGAUGAGUUUCAUGAUGAAGUGUUGCAUACUUUGAAAUAUGUUGUAAACCAGUCAGACUACACUGUGCAGAUAUUAAAAAAUGUUACACAGUACCUAUCUCUAGCUAAAACCAUUAGUGUGGCUCAGGUGUUCCUUCCUUCUGAUGUUAUGACUGAUAUUGACAAGUUGAACAUAGAUCUGAACUCAGCAGCUGAUAAACUUACCGAAAAGACCAGCGAAAAUGCUGUCAAAAUGAGAAGAGUCUUCAAUGCUGUGCGAUCAGCAUUGAUCACAGUGGCAGCUCUAAUGUUAGUUUUGGCUCUGCUUGGUCUUGUGUUGUCUGUUCUAGGGCACCAACAUGUCAUUCACAUGUUCAUAGUCAGCGGAUGGUUACUAGUAGCUGUUACAUUCGUUCUUUACGGUGUUUUCGUAAUCAUGAACAAUACAAUUUCUGACACUUGUAUGGCCAUGGAAGAAUGGGUGGAAAAUCCCCAUGCAGAGACCGCUCUUAGCAAUAUCCUUCCUUGUGUUGAUCCUCGAACGACAAACCAUACACUCACUCAAAGCAAACAAGUCAUAACUAGUAUAGUAAAUGUUGUCAAUACAUACAUUUACUCCAUUGCCAAUUCAGAUCUUUCCCCUGACGACGAUCGUUACUACAAUCAGUCCGGGCCUCCAAUGCCUCCUUUAUGUUACCCGUUUGACUCUCAGCUCCAAGAUCGGCAGUGUGGGCCUUACGAGGUUUCCAUGGCAAAUGCUUCUCUGGUUUGGCAGAACUAUACGUGCAUGGUAUCAGAAUCCGGUCUAUGCAACACCACCGGAAGGAUAACGCCAGACAGAUUCACACAGCUGGUGGCAGCGGUCAAUGAGAGUUAUGCUCUCGAGCACUAUACCCCACCAUUACUGUGCCUGCAAGAUUGCGAUUUUGUCCGAGAGACAUUUCAAAAUAUCACGUCGAAUUACUGCCGUCCAUUGGAGCAUCACCUCAAGAUAGUAAAUGCAGGACUGGGGCUAAUCUCGGUAGGAGUUUUGCUUUGUCUAGUUCUCUGGAUCCUCUAUGCAAACCACCCCCGAAGGGAGGAAGUGUUUGUGAAGAUGCUAUUGCCGAAGACGCUAUUGUCGAGCUGCAAGAACUUUUUCAGCACAAACGGCAAGAACAACACAACAUCGUCGAUCACAAAUGGUGUCUAAAAUUAUAGCAGCAAAUUAGGUUGAAGUAAAUUCUUUUCUUUUUUUUACUGGGAUAGAAACCAAGAUGGGGAAAAAUCCCAUUUUUGAGUUGGAAGGGUGAUCUCCUGUCGUUUUCAUAUAUAUAUAUAUAUAUGAAUAUGGGAAGUAAUUGAUUGUUAGUCAUCCCAGCUUUAGAUGAUCCCUUAAUUUAGUAGAAAAUGUUAUAGUUGUAGGGACAUUGGAGCUACUGUAAGAAGGGGGGGGGGGGUUAAA
This is a messenger RNA of Hibiscus syriacus, 2243 nucleotides long. RefSeq lists its product as uncharacterized. Gene Ontology annotation, cellular component: membrane. The record is from RefSeq and is a predicted model, not a curated record. Lineage: Eukaryota; Viridiplantae; Streptophyta; Magnoliopsida; Malvales; Malvaceae. The transcript is spliced from 9 exons. Bases 306 to 1991 code for a protein of 561 amino acids.